AUGCCAACCAAAACAUUUAUAAUAGAACAAGAUGGUAUAACCAUUGUAUAUAAACAAGGAAUAAUGGAUGAAUAUCCUAGCAUCACAGUCAAUGGUGAAUUAGUUAAUUACGACGAAGCGGAAAUGAAAAAAGGUAGAUGGAAUUUCUAUGCAGCUGAUAAUACUUACAAAAUCAGUUACUCUAAAUCAAUUUGGCAUUUUGUUUGUAAUCAAAGAUUAUAUAGAAAUGGAAUAGAUGUAGAGUCAAGAGAAACCUUUGAAGAUGAUUAUAGUAGUAGAUUCUGUAAAAUGUGGGGUCUUAUAUACUUGUACUUUUUCGUUAUACCGUUGAUCAUACAUCUAUUCUUUCUUGUCAUAUCUUCCAAUAGAAGAGUUGUCACCAUUCCAGCUAGUAAUCCACUUCCACAAGGAAUACCUUAUCAAAUCAAUUUCAAUGUACAAGGUGAAGGUUGUUCUCCACCAGAAUAUGAAGUACAGGAUGUUUAG
Molecule: messenger RNA, 486 nt
Organism: Cavenderia fasciculata
Lineage: Eukaryota; Evosea; Eumycetozoa; Acytosteliales; Cavenderiaceae
Exons: 2
Coding region: 1-486 (161 amino acids)
Source: RefSeq, a predicted model, not a curated record